CUGCCACGUGACCCCUGUGAAGAAAUUCUUCCGGUCUCCGUGUCCCUCAGAAAGGAAAAUGGCGGCUCUUGGACAGCUAUCUCGACUGUUGCUGCGGUCUUCUUUGACCCAGAGCCGGCGUCAGCUCUCUGCUGUCGCCAAAGGCGGCGAGCACUCAGCCAGGACAUGGAAGAUCCUGACCUUCGUGGUCGCUCUGCCCGGCGUUGCCGUGUGCAUGUUGAACUUGUUCUUGAAGCAGCAGGAACAUGGCCACGAACGUCCAGAGUUCGUCCCUUACAGCCACCUCCGCCUUCGCUCUAAGCGUUUCCCUUGGGGCGAUGGCAACAAAACCCUUUUCCACAACCCACACGUGAACGCCCUCCCUGAUGGCUAUGAGGAUGCUGACGAGUAAACCUCCUCCCUCCAGACCUCAGAACGGGGACCAGUCCUCCCUCAGCGUUUGUUACCGGACCACACCUCCACACAGUUUACUCUCCAUUAUUUUUGUUGCGUUUACCUCUGUGCUCUCGACACGGGGCACCCGAACCAACUGCUCUGGACCAUUAAACAAAAUGUCUGCUUAAUCUGAAUUAUUAACCUAAAUAAAGUUAACUGUUAUUACCUUGA
This is a messenger RNA of Scatophagus argus, 606 nucleotides long. RefSeq names its product cytochrome c oxidase subunit 6A, mitochondrial. Gene Ontology annotation, biological process: mitochondrial electron transport, cytochrome c to oxygen. The coding region runs from base 59 to 391 and encodes 110 amino acids. NCBI's taxonomy places the organism in Eukaryota, Metazoa, Chordata, Actinopteri, Scatophagidae. The transcript is spliced from 3 exons. Gene Ontology annotation, cellular component: mitochondrial inner membrane. The record is from RefSeq and is a predicted model, not a curated record. Gene Ontology annotation, molecular function: enzyme regulator activity.